UCAUUUGUCCCCCAACAGUGCUCCAAUUUCCCCCACCAAACUAGUCUUCACGCCGUUUUAACUUCCAAGUCCACUGUAGUUAUCCUCAACUCAGCAGUUAAAAACAUCAGUUAGAGAGGUACGAUCGAGGGAGAUCGAGCAUUGGAAGUCUUCUACUGUAGAAGUUUGAAAGACAAGAAAAACAUUAAAUAUGUUUCUCAAAAUCAGUUGGCAAUUUGUUGGCAUAUUCACAAUUAGUUGGAAUUUAGCAUCACACUGUUAUUUUUCUUUUGCAUUUAAAACCAGCAACAUAUUUGUUUCUCACUCUCUCACCCAAUUCCAGUCCUCUCUCUCUCUCUCUCUCUCUCUCUCUCUCUCUCACAACAAAUCUCAUCGUGAGUAUACAAUGUUCGAAGAUGCGUCUUUUUUCGCUGGAAAUGUCAUAGUUUCCUGAUACUUUACCGAUUAAAGUUGACCGAAAGAUCUCUGGGUAUUGUCUGGAACGAGUCUUGCAGUAAUGGGUAAUCGGUUUAUUUGCAUGACAAAGAAGGAGGUCAAAGAAAAUGGCUCCAGGAGCAAGAGAAUGGGACGGUCUCAAAGGAAACUGCUGGCUGAGGAGGAGUUCUUGCACAAGCAGGCUUUAUCUAUGGCUCUCCAUCAGCACCAGGUGUCUCAGAGGUUCGAAGGAUCCAUGUCGCGGCGAAUCGGGUCGACUAGCUCUAGGAGACGCAAUCUCCCUGACGACCCAAUCUCUAAUGAAAAGCCGGCACCGGAUUUUCUGGAAAGGAUGAUAACAAAAAAAUUUAUUCUAAUACACGGGGAAGGCUUUGGAGCAUGGUGUUGGUACAAAACCAUUGCUCUGCUGGAGGAGUCGGGAUUGCUUACCACUGCCCUUGAUCUUAUGGGAUCCGGUAUUGAUCUGACGGAUACAAAUAGCAUCGCUACACUGGCGGAGUAUUCAAAGCCAUUGAUUGAUUAUCUACAGGGCCUUCCCGAGGAUGAAAAGGUCAUUCUGGUUGGUCACAGCAGUGGAGGUGCAUGCAUAUCUUUUGCAUUGGAACAUUUUCCACAGAAGAUAUCAAAAGCAAUUUUCCUUUGUGCGACAAUGGUAUCUAAUGGCCAGAGGCCUUUUGAUGUGUUUGCUGAAGAGCUUGGUUCUGCAGAAGGCUUUAUGCAAGAAUCAAAAUUUUUGAUUCAUGGGAAUGGAGAAGACAAACCUCCUACAGGAUUCAUGUUUGAGAAAGAGCAAAUGAAAGGACUAUAUUUCAAUCAGUCCCCGACGAAGGUUGGACAAAGAGAACCCCAAAGUCCUAAUCCAACAUUGGGAGCAGGUGCACCCACAACAGGUGUAUUUUGUACCAAGUGGAAAAGGGUCAUGUGUGUCGUAAAAAAACAAUAUCUAGUGCUUAACACAAUAUUCUUGUUUACUUACAGUGAUGUGGUAAUAGCUUUUCCCAAUGGAUUGGCUCGGCAAUGAUGAAUUCUGGUUACUUCUAAUUAGUUUUGGUUGGUUAGUUGGUGCCAAAGGUCGUAGAACAUUAGAAGCACAUUUCUAUUUUUGCAACCUACUGAACAAUCUAAAUGAAUAUUCCUCAAUAUGUUCCUCCUCGGGGAAUUAUUCUGAAAUUUUAUAUUAGUUUCUGUCACGUUCCAUGUUUUGGUCCCCAUUUGUUAUAACCUACGAAGCUUAUAAAACCUAGUUUAGCAAUUGUCCAUUCUUGUAGUUUUGCUCACAAGUAUGUGUCAUUGACUGCCUCAUUUUAAUCGAGUCGAUUCUAUGUCGUUCAAAGCCAAUAUUUAAGUUAGUUGUACCCCCGCCCAAAAAUAAAUAAAAAAUCUUCUCACAAGCUGUUCCUGUAGGCACUUGUUCUUUAUUCUAUGACGUUAAAUGUUUUUUUUUUUUGAACCAAGUAAAAAAUAUUUCUUACUUGGUAUUGAAGAAAAAUGUGAUGCAUUACAUUA
Molecule: messenger RNA, 1941 nt
Organism: Juglans microcarpa x Juglans regia
Lineage: Eukaryota; Viridiplantae; Streptophyta; Magnoliopsida; Fagales; Juglandaceae
Product: putative methylesterase 14, chloroplastic
Exons: 5
Coding region: 497-1456 (319 amino acids)
Biological process (GO): salicylic acid metabolic process; jasmonic acid metabolic process
Molecular function (GO): methyl salicylate esterase activity; methyl indole-3-acetate esterase activity; methyl jasmonate esterase activity
Source: RefSeq, a predicted model, not a curated record